Molecule: messenger RNA, 2616 nt
Organism: Sorex fumeus (smoky shrew)
Lineage: Eukaryota; Metazoa; Chordata; Mammalia; Eulipotyphla; Soricidae
Gene: GGA2
Product: golgi associated, gamma adaptin ear containing, ARF binding protein 2
Exons: 17
Coding region: 46-1881 (611 amino acids)
Biological process (GO): vesicle-mediated transport; intracellular protein transport
Cellular component (GO): trans-Golgi network
Molecular function (GO): ubiquitin binding; small GTPase binding; phosphatidylinositol binding
Source: RefSeq, a predicted model, not a curated record
GGUGGACGCGGGGCUGGACGCGGUCCCCGAGCAGCCGGGCCGGGCAUGGCAGCGACGGCGGUGGCGGCGGGGGCCGAGGCGGCCGAGGGCGCCCCGCGCCCGCCCGCGGCGGCGGCGCUGGAGCUGUGGCUCAACAAAGCCACGGACCCAAGCACCCCCGAGCAGGAUUGGUCAGCCAUCCAGAACUUCUGCGAGCAAGUGAACACUGACCCCAGCGGCCCCACGCAGGCGCCCUGGCUGCUGGCGCACAAGAUCCAGUCUCCGCAGGAGAAGGAGGCUCUGUACGCGCUGAUGGUGCUGGAGACAUGCGUGAACUACUGUGGAGAGAAGUUCCACAACGAGGUGGCCAAGUUCCGCUUUCUGAACGAGCUGAUCAAAGUGCUGUCCCCCAAGUACCUGGGGUCCUGGAGCACAGAGACGGUCAAGGGCCGGGUCAUCGAGAUCCUCUACAGCUGGACCGUGUGGUUCCCAGAAGACAUGAAGAUCCGGGACGCCUAUCAGAUGCUGAAGAAGCAAGGAAUCAUAAAGCAGGACCCGAAACUGCCCAUGGAUAGAAUCUUGCCCCCGCCGUCUCCCUGGCCCAAGAGCUCCAUCUUUGACGCGGAUGAGGAAAAGUCAAAGCUUCUGACGCGGCUUCUCAAGAGCAGCCACCCGGAGGACCUGCAGGCCGCGAACCAGCUGAUCCAGAGCCUGGUCAAGGAGGAGCAGGAGAAGUCGGAGAAGGCGUCGCGGCGGGCCAGCGCGGUGGAGGAAGUGCGGAGCCACGUGCGGGCGCUGCAGGAGAUGCUGAGCGUGUACCGCAGGCCCGGCCAGGCACCCCCAGACCAGGCGGCUCUGCAGGUUGUCUACGAGCGCUGUGAGAAGCUGCGGCCCACCCUCUUCCGCCUGGCCAGUGACACCACGGAUGACGACGACGCGCUCGCGGAGAUCCUCCAGGCCAACGACCUCCUCACGCAGGGCGUCCUGCUCUACAAGCAGGUGGUGGAGGGCCGCGUCAUCUCCGGGACCCCCACGGCCGGCCCCGGGGCAGCCUUACCUGGCCCCAGAGCUGUGGAGAGCCCUGCAGCCAGCACGGAGAGCUGCUCCCUGAUUGACCUGGAGGCGGACAGUGGCUCUGAGCCCGACGGGACGGGGGUGCCCUCUCUGCUGCACCAGGACCUGGCAGCCCUCGGCAUCAGCGACGCCCAGGUCACUAGCAAGGUGUCAGCUCAGGACCUGUGGAAGGAACAGACGCCCUUGGCCACCUCCCUGCCCAGCGCUGCUGGGCCUCCCAGCUUGCCUGCACAGCGGAACUUGCUGGACCUCCUCUCGCCACAGCCGUCUCCCAGGCCGCUGAAUCACUCUUCACAGAAGAGUCUCCCCAAGGAGGUGACCCCCGGCCCCAAGGCCUCCCCGGGCUGGUCCUGGGAGGCCGGCCCUUUGGCCUCUUCGUCCUCCCAGAACACGCCUCUGGCUCACGUCUUCGUCCCCCUGGAGUCUGUGAAGCCCAGCAGUCUGCCUCCCGUGAUCGUGUAUGACCGCAAUGGAUUCCGAAUUCUGCUCCACUUCUCCCAGACGGGGGCCCCUGGCCACCCCGAGGUGCGGGUCCUGCUGCUGACCAUGAUGAGCACCGCCCCGCAGCCCGUCUGGGACAUCAUGUUUCAGGUGGCUGUGCCCAAGUCCAUGCGGGUGAAGCUGCAGCCGGCAUCCAGCUCCAAGCUGCCCGCCUUCAGCCCUCUGACGCCCCCGGCCGUGAUCUCGCAGAUGCUGCUGCUGGACAACCCACACAAGGAGCCCAUCCGGUUGCGGUAUAAGCUGACAUUCAACCAGGGCGGGCAGCCUUUCAGCGAAGUAGGAGAAGUGAAAGAUGUCCCCGACCCGGCCAUGCUGGCCACCGCCUGACACCCUGGCGGGCCCAUGCAGUGCUCCCGCCCGGCACGCAGCUCCUUGGGUGGCCCACUUAGGACGACUGGUGGUGACUUAGUGUAGUGUUUGGGGGUGUCUCCCGCACACGGGCGCGGGAGGCCCCCUGGCCACUUCCUGCUUCCUCUGCACAUUGAGUGUGCAUGUGCGUGUAUGUGUGUGCAUGCAUACAUGCACACAUGCAUGUGUGCAUAUGGCAGGCCUGGGGUGUGGGCAGCGUGGGAGAUGUUCCCUCAGCCCCAGUCCCCCUGCCGCACUCACCCGUUUUCCGCUUGGUGGUACCUGCCCAAGCCGUUGCCUCAGGCUGGAGGGUCUCUCAGCCAAAGUUGGGUGUCUCCACUCCCCCACCCCACCCCCCGCCCGAGCCUGUUUCCUUCUCGUUCAUUCUUUCGGUGCCUUGUCAGCCUUUGAACAUCUUGGUUGCUCCCAGGCUGGAGUUCUCAGGGACCUUCUGAGGGACCUGGUUGGUCUUUGGGGCCUCUCUGGACUCCAUCCCCAUGAGCAGAUGCUGCUCGCAAGGAUUUGGAGAAACUGAAAACGGACCGCAAGGGACCGCCGCUGGACCAGAGCUGGCCUCUCAUGACCUUCAUCACCGUGCCUUACUGAGCCCCCCUCCCUGGGCCCCAGGGGGGCUGGGGGAGCCUGUGUGUGGGGCCCCUGUCUGGGCUCCGUCCUCAUGGUCCUUCCACAGGCAUCCCUCAGGCCUGUGUGUAU